AAAAUGGACAAAAUACCAGUGAUACAAAAACGAAACAAAUCAAAAAUAAAAUCAAGAAAGAUGGCAUCCUCCUCCCAAGAUCUUCUCGAUGCUCAAGCUCAUGUAUGGGACCACAUUUUGAGCUACAUAAACUCCAUGGCUCUAAGAUGUGCAGUUGAGCUACGCAUACCCGACGCCAUCCACAAGCACGGCAAACCUAUCACACUUUCUCGACUGGCCGAAGCCCUCUGCAUCAACACCGCAAAAACCAACGGCCUCUAUCGCCUCAUGCGAAUUCUAGUCCACUCCAAGUUCUUCGACAGGGUCAUCAUCUCCGAGCAAGAGGAGAGAGAAGAAGCUUAUUCUCUCACUAGGGCUUCCCGUCUCUUGAUAAGAGAUGAACCACUGAGCCUUGUGCCUUUUGCACUUCUAGGGACCCACCCAGUCUUCAUUGAACCGUUCCAUCAUAUGAGUGAAUGGCUUUGCGAUGAAUGUCCUUCUGCGUUCUUCACCAAAAAUGGGAUGGAUCAUUGGGAGUUUGCAGCCAAAGACGAGAAAUGGAAUCAAGGGUUUAAUGAGGCCAUGGCUGCUGAUGCACGCUUCACUAGCAGCAUACUUGUUAGAGACUGCAAGCAUGUUUUUGAGGGGUUGAAGACGAUGGUGGAUGUCGCAGGCGGCACAGGGGAGGUGUCCAAGGUGUUGGCCGGGGCACUUCCCUGGUUAAAAUGCAUCGUGCUCGACCAGCCACAUGUCGUUGCUGGCAUGGAAGGCUCAGAGAAUUUGAGAUUUGUUAGCGGAGACAUGUUUGAGUUCAUUCCUCCUGCUGACACAGUUUUCCUCAAGUCGAUAAUGCACGAUUGGGGAGACGAAGAUUGCACCAAAAUAUUGGGAAAAUGCAAAGAAGCAAUAACUCAUAGCAAAAUCAAUGGUGGAAAGGUGAUUAUUGUGGAUAUGGUUGUGGAUGGAGAAAAGCAAGCUCAUGAGGCAACUAAAAGUUAUCUCGUCUUCGAUAUCUUCAUAAUGGCUAAUUUUGCAGGGAAAGAAAGAACUGAGAAAGAAUGGGCUGAGCUCUUUGCUGCUGUUGGCUUUAAAAAUUAUAAAAUCACUCAUACUUUAGGAUUGAUUUCUUUAAUUGAGGUGUUUCCCUGAUUGUUCGCCUUAUCGUCUAAAAUCAAUGACAUUACAAUUAUAUUCAA
Molecule: messenger RNA, 1175 nt
Organism: Salvia hispanica
Lineage: Eukaryota; Viridiplantae; Streptophyta; Magnoliopsida; Lamiales; Lamiaceae
Product: 8-hydroxyquercetin 8-O-methyltransferase-like
Molecular function (GO): protein dimerization activity; O-methyltransferase activity
Source: RefSeq, a predicted model, not a curated record